Setaria italica (foxtail millet) is the source of this 1683-nucleotide messenger RNA. RefSeq lists its product as uncharacterized. The record is from RefSeq and is a predicted model, not a curated record. Lineage: Eukaryota; Viridiplantae; Streptophyta; Magnoliopsida; Poales; Poaceae. Bases 1 to 1683 code for a protein of 560 amino acids. The transcript has 6 exons.
AUGUUGGGCAAUUCCUGGGGUCGUGGCCGUGUUAGCCAGGGCGGCGGCCGUGGCCGUGGCCGUGUGGCCGAGGUUGGCAGCGACGAUGUGGCCGGGCUAGGCGGUGAGCCCAUCAGCCAGGAUGUUGCUGCCUCCGCUGCACAACACACAGGCGUGAAGAAGACAUCAAAGAGAAAAGCUUCUGACACGGGUGAUUCAAUUGAAUGGACUGAUGCAAACACGAUGAUCAUAUGUUCGUUGUUUGCCAAACAAGUUAAGAAAGGGAAUAGACCGAACACUCAUUUGAACUCAGUAGGCUAUGAUGAGGUCAGCAAUGAAUUUUUCAACCUCACAACAAUUCGUUUGAUCAAGCGGCAAAUGAAGAACAAGCGGGAUAAGUUGAAGACCGAUUUAACGACUUGGAAGAAAUUAAUGAGGAAGCAAACGGGUGCGGGAUGGGACAGAGCAAGAGGUGUGAUUGAUAUGGAUGAUGAGUGGUGGAAGAAGACAAAGGUGGAUAUUCCAGGUUGCGGCAAGUUUCGAAAAAAAUCGUUGCAAAAUGAGGAGAACUUGACAGAAAGUGAGAGCGAUAGUGAUGACUCUAAUGAUGAAAGCGAGGUCUUUUGGAAUCUUAUGUUGGGUGCUGUAGAAAUUGCACAAAUAUAUGCUGACCUCUACCUUGUUAAAAACCCACCAAGGACAUCUGGUGUAAGUGGAACAGGAUGGCUGCUAGAGACAAUGAAAAGUCCUGGAGAAUGUCAUAGACAACUACGUAUGAACAAUGAAAUCUUUUUGGAUCUUCAUGGUAUGUUUGUGGGAAGGUAUGGGCUGCGACCUUCUAUGCACAUUAGCACAUAUGAGAUGCUUGCUAUGUUCCUAUACACAUGUGCUGGAAACGAGUCUAAUAGGAGAGCUCAAAAUAGAUUUAAGCAUUCUGGCGAAACUAUUAGUAGGAAAUUUGAUGAGGUUCUAAAUGCUUUGAUGGCUAUGGAGAAAGAUUACAUUCGACCAAAGAAUCCCAACUUCCCCACAGUCCAUAAAAGGAUAAGAGAUGACAAACGUGCAUAUCCACAUUUCAAAGAUUGCAUUGGUGCACUUGAUGGCACUCAUAUCCGUGUUGCUCUUUCACCUGAUGAGCAAGUGAGAUAUAUUGGAAAGACCGGGGUAGCCACUAAAAAUGUACUAGCAGUAUGCGACUUUGACAUGCGUUUCACUUAUGUUUCCACGGGACAACCUGGAGCUAUGCAUGAUACAAGUGUGUUGUACAAUGCACUCAGAGUGGAUCAAGAAUUUUUUCCACAUCCUCCACAAGGAAAAUACUACGUUGUGGAUGCGGGAUAUCCUAAUCGUCCUGGCUACCUCACUCCUUACAAGGGUGAAAGGAGGGAGAUUUGCUGUGGCCUUUUCCUUUUUUCUCAAGAUCUGUUCAUGCGUGUCAAGAAGAUGGGCAAGAAAUCGGAGAAAACCUUGGGAGAGGCCGCGGCCACCAGUAAGUUGAGAUCUAGAUCUAAGAAGGACAAGGAGCCCGAGUUGCCGGCGUCUAAGUGUGGCCCAACAAACCAGACUGCGCCGUCGCCUCCUGGGAUCACCUGGCAGCAUUCCGUGAUGAAGGAGCCGGCGGUCCAGGCUUUGGUUGACGCGAAGCUUCUUCAACCAAGGGUUCAACUCAUCGAGGCCUGCAUUCGGGAAUGCAUAGUAGUUUGA